AUGAGUUGCUGCUGUCUUGUCGUGUCCUACCAUUUGAUAGUGAAUUUGGUUAAUCGGUUCACCGAAACCGUACGGGACGCCGUACACUGUCGCUACCGGAGCGAGGUGUUAGUGGAACCGACGAGCAGCGGCUUCGUAAUGUCCACGGGGGUGAAUGACCUCACAGAUUCAGCUACCGGGAUGGGUGGACCACGGUACGUCGUGAUCAACGAUACAGUCGAGCUGGAACCAUUCUAUCACGACGUUGAUCGCCGGUAUAGCGAGCUGCUGCUUCGGAACUGUCCCGAAGGCACUUGCAUAGUCAGACCGUUCAAGCUGAAGCAUGAAAGGAUUCGUUACGUCCUGUCGAUCCGUGGCCCUGGAACCUUCUUUCAUCUAUUCAUCCGACACGCCGGCAAAAACGGAAUGUACGCGCUAGGACUGGAAAAGGAGCACGAAAGACGAUUUAAGUUCCCGGCGGACAUCGUGCGCUACUACCAGGUGCAUCUGCUCGAGUGCACGCGAGCCCAAAGGACGAUCAGGCUGCAGUUGCUGCCACUGCCCGGUUCGGAUGCGCCCGAAAAGACACCCACACGAGUACGCAAAUAA
Messenger RNA from Anopheles nili, 588 nucleotides. RefSeq lists its product as uncharacterized. The record is from RefSeq and is a predicted model, not a curated record. The transcript is spliced from 2 exons. NCBI's taxonomy places the organism in Eukaryota, Metazoa, Arthropoda, Insecta, Diptera, Culicidae. Bases 1 to 588 code for a protein of 195 amino acids.